AUGGAGUUGAACGUGUACAGUGUUACCCAUCUCAUACAACUUGCUCGCCCACAUCUUGUUAAAUCGAAAGGAGAAAUUAUCAAUGUUUCUAGUAUUGCUGGACAACCAAAAGGAUCGCCCAAAUUUGCGUACUAUUCCAUGGCAAAAGCUGCUCUGGACCAGCUGACUCGUGCAAUUGCUGUUGAGCUCAUUGCUGAAGGAGUUCGUGUGAACAGCGUCAGUCCUGGUGCAGUUGUUACAAAAUUCUGUCAAACAGCAGGGAUGUCAGAUGAAGAUGCAGAGAAGGUAAAUUGCUUUUUUCAUUCGAAAAGUCUAAAUUAACU
This is a messenger RNA of Strongylus vulgaris, 323 nucleotides long. Lineage: Eukaryota; Metazoa; Nematoda; Chromadorea; Rhabditida; Strongylidae. The record is from the annotation of a GenBank genome assembly.